ACUUUCCUAACGUUGAUCGCUUGGAAUUUUUUUUAGUGACAAUGAGUAGCUCUGAAGAAGUUUCAUGGAUCUCCUGGUUCUGCGGACUAAGAGGGAAUGAAUUCUUUUGCGAGGUGGACGAGGAUUAUAUUCAGGACAAAUUCAACCUGACCGGCUUGAAUGAGCAGGUACCUCACUAUAGGCAGGCAAUUGACAUGAUUCUAGACCUUGAACCUGAAGACAAUCUGGACGACAACCCCAACCAGAGUGAUCUGAUCGAGCAAGCGGCGGAGAUGCUGUACGGCCUGAUCCACGCUCGUUACAUCAUGACCAACAGGGGAAUCGCACAGAUGAUCGAGAAAUGGCAGCAAGGCGAGUUUGGAUACUGCCCAAGAGUUUAUUGCGAGAAUCAGCCGACACUUCCUAUUGGUCUAUCGGAUGUACCCGGAGAGUCGAUGGUCAAACUCUACUGUCCGAAAUGCCAGGACGUGUUUGUGCCCAAGUCGUCCAGGCACCACCACACAGACGGGGCUUACUUUGGCACGGGCUUCCCUCACAUGCUCUUCAUGGUUCAUCCGGAAUACAGGCCCAAACGACCUACCAAUCAGUUUGUUUCGAGGUUAUAUGGUUUCAAGAUCCAUCCUUUAGCGUACGAGCUACAGACCCAAGCAGCCAACAACUUCAAGUCCAGGCCACUGCAUAACGUCAGUUACGCUAACAACAAGAGAUGAUGACCUGAUUGGCUGACCUAAUUAAGCGCUAUUCAAUCACUGGUUGACCAAAUUAAAUUUCAUUAGUUGGUUGGUUGACCUAAUUAAAUGCUAUUCAAUGAUUUGUUGGCGUCGUUUGACACUAUUCAUCCAUUGGUUAAUUCGUUGAUCUAAUUAAUUAAAGCUGUGUCAUUAACUGAUCGAUUGGUUGAUUGUUUGAUUGAUUGAAUGAAUAAAUGAUUGAUUGAUUGAUUGAAUGAUUGAAUAAUUGGCCGAUUAAGUGAUUGAUUGAGUGAUUGAUUGAUUGAUUGAGUGAUUGAUUGAUUAGCUAAUCGAUUUUAACACCAUAGUUUAAUUUAUAUUCUGAUUUGAUUACUGUAUUACAAACAAACAAACAAACAAAUGAAUGAAUGAAAGAAUGAUUGAUUGAACGACUGAGUGAAUGAGUGAUAGAAUGGAUGGAUUAAUGAAGGAUUGAAUAAAUAAAGUAAUUAAACUAAGACUAAUGAAAAUUAUAACAAUAGAUAAUUGAUUGGUUCUGAUGAUGCUGGUUAAGAUUAUUAUUAUUAUUUAUUAUUAUUAAUUAUUAUUUUUAUUUAUUAUUAUUAUUAUUAUUACUUUUCCACGUUACUACUACCGUUAAUUUUGAAAAAUUAACUUUUGCGACAUUUGAGUUUUUGUGCUUGUGUGUGUGAGCGUGUGUAUGUGUGGGUGUGUGCGUGUGUGUGAAAGUGCGUGCGUGUGUGUGUUUAUUUAUUUUCAAUUUAGUUUAUCACCGAUCUCUAUCGAUUGGCAAGUUGAUUGAUCGACUGAUUGAUCGUUUGAUUGAUUGAUUGACUUCGCUUUGUUGAUUAUCGUCCUAACUAUGUAACGUAUUUUCAUUGCCUAUUUUGGUUCUUUAGCAAAGCAAACUUACUCAAGCUUAAUAAAUUUUGUGUAGAGAGUUCGUCUGUGUAGCUUUGUGCGUGUGUAGUUGUGUAUGUGUGUAUGUAAGUAUUGAAUUGAAUUGAAACAAUUAUUCAGCAGAAUAUCAAUAAUAGAUUACUAGGAGACCAGAACUUUUCACUGUAUGUAUGUAUGUAUGUGUGUGUAUGUGUAUGUCUGUUUGUAUAUGUGUGCUUCAGUUGUAGAUACAUUAUGAUAUGAUAUUAUUAUUAUAAAUAGAGAGAGGAUUUACUAUCCAUUUGUCUGGUUUCGAGUUUGCGCGUGUGUGUUUUUAAAUGUUCCAAGUCAGAUAUAUUUAGAAUAAAAGUUUCAAGUUUUGUUCAAA
This is a messenger RNA of Helobdella robusta, 1959 nucleotides long. RefSeq lists its product as hypothetical. Gene Ontology annotation, molecular function: protein kinase regulator activity. Gene Ontology annotation, cellular component: protein kinase CK2 complex; cytoplasm. The transcript is spliced from 7 exons. The record is from RefSeq and is a predicted model, not a curated record. The coding region runs from base 42 to 710 and encodes 222 amino acids. Lineage: Eukaryota; Metazoa; Annelida; Clitellata; Rhynchobdellida; Glossiphoniidae.